Molecule: messenger RNA, 2460 nt
Organism: Cyclocybe aegerita
Lineage: Eukaryota; Fungi; Basidiomycota; Agaricomycetes; Agaricales; Hemipholiotaceae
Source: the annotation of a GenBank genome assembly
AUGUCCAUAGCGAAGCAGGAGCUCAAGAUCGAGCUCAAAGGCCACGUUUAUGAGUCUAUCUCCGUCGCCGACUUCGUGAAGAUAGUCUGGGAUCUCGACGGCGCAACAGUCGACCUGAUCCUAAGCCGGCCGUGGACCCUUCGAGCAGAUUCAUUGCAGAAAUACGAAGACGUCUACAUCGACAUCGUUACUGCCAAACCAGAGCCCAUGUUACAUCAGCCAUUCCGCGAAAUCUCUGCCGCUUUACUCGAAGAGGUUUGCGCCGCCCUCGACCUCAGCUACGCAGAUACAAUCAAGGACGACUUUUGGGACGGUCAGGGCUCCAAGUAUAUUCGCAGCCGCUAUUCCUAUGCCAGGGGUAGAAAGCCUGAUAUGCUGCGUGGAUGGACGCCAUUCACAGAGGACAUCCUCCAGUGGGGGGAGACGAAGAGCGCCUUGGAGUUCAAGUUGACCAUUGCACGAAGACGGGAGCGGAGGAUUGCGAAGGGUCUCAGUGUACCAACCCCAAAAACCCCACCUAGGAAAAAAACCGGCGGGAAGUCGAAGAAGCCGUCCGGCGAAGGGUUCAGUCUCGCCCUUCAGUCCAUCCAGGAAGAUGGUGAGGAUAAUGGACCUUCAGCCGUGGGCGACGCAUUUGCUGUCCCUUCUCGCCCAUCAAACCGUCAUUCGAGCCGUAAUUCAGCUAGCAAUUCUAUUUCAUCACAAGCAAGCAGAUCUUCUGCUCGUUCCCAAUCCUCCACCCAAUCUCGCUCAACUACACAAACCUCCUCAACUGCACGGAGCGGAUCCAGCUCAGGCACCAGCUCGACCUCUACAAAACGAAGCUUUGGCGAACUAGACGGCCCGAGUGAGGAGAACGCCUCAAAGAAAGCCAAAGUGGAGGUUCAACCUGCUAAAACUAAAGUGACGAUCAGUGGUGACGAGCUGCAGCUCGCGGUCUACGCACUCGAGUGUCUCGGAGAUUCCAGCCGCCACUUCACGACUGGCAUUUUCAUCGACGGCACUUCCACGGGUCUAUGGUAUUAUGACCGUGCGGCUGUCAUCCAAACGGUUCCAUUCGAUUUCGACACCGAGGCAGGUGCCCGGCUUCUCGCUGUGUCCCUCUUCGCUCUUAGUCAAGCAACCCUGAGGCAAGUCGGGUUCGACCCGCAUGUCUACGAGUUCAAGAGGCCGGAGGAUGGACAAGUUGUUACGAAGGCAAACAUUGUGGCUCUCGAUCGUCCUCAGCCUGAAUCGAAGAAACCUUCUCUUUGCUUUCAGUUGUCUCGGAAGCUUGUCACAGAAGGUGGUCGAGAAUCGUUCGAGGAGAUCAUCUUCGUUGUCAACAAAGUGCUUUAUACCUACAGAGCUAUUGUCGGCCGCGGCACCUACGUCGCUGCUGGCGUGCUCGCCCAGAUCGGCGCCGUCCUUUCCAAUGUUCCCCGUGUCCUCAAAUUGAGCUGGCAGUAUCCCUUCCGCACACACGAAGCCGAUAUUCUCGACCGCGCUCGCAGUCGUCUUCCUGAAUACUGGCAUAAGCAUCUUCCACAGACGUACUUCAACGCGGUGUACACUUCGGAAAAGCUAGAAUUGCCCCGCACCAAGCUGAAGGACGUGUUGAAGGAGCCGAACCCGGAGAAGCCCAUUCUAGAUCGCUCCCUGCACGCUCUUGUCACCAAGUUAUACGGAAGGCUCUACGAGGCAGCAAGCGUUGAAGAGUUCAAGCAAAUCUUCCUCGAUUGCCUUGAAUGCCACUAUCACACUUACAAAACCGGACGCGUCCUUCAUCGUGAUAUCAGCGAAAAUAAUUUGAUGUUCGAACGACCGGAGCGACAAACCCAGAACCCUGACGAGUCGACCACUCCGCCCACUCCAGUUGACUCAAUAUGGGGCGUCCUCAAUGACUUCGACUUGGCCUCCGAAGUCGGCGAAGAUGGCAAGGUUCCUGCAAGCUCGGCUGAUCAUCGAACUGGCACCCUUCCUUUCAUGGCCAAAGAACUUGCAAAAGGACGAAGUCUUUCUCUUCCAUCCCCGAUACAUUAUUACCGCCACGACCUCGAAUCCUUCUUCUACAUCCUCGUUUGGGCUGCGGUUCACUACACAUUCAAGAAAGACCGCCGAGGGAAAUCCAUCCGAAGAGCAACCCCGGAAAUCAUGAGGGGAUGGAACAGGAACUCGAGCGCAUACUCAGAGAAGGCUUGCUUUUACGACCAGAAGUUCAGUGACAUUGGCGCCCUUGUUCAGCCCGACUUCAAGGACUUGUGGAAGAAAUGGGUUGUCCCGCUCUGGUACAUGUUCCGUGCGGCGCUACACGACGUCCCCAGUGAACCGGACCAUCCCGAGCUGAAGACUUACGACUACGAAACGUGUUAUGGACGCCUUACAUUUGAAAGAUUUAUGGCGACAAUCAAGGAAAGGCCACGCGGCCUUCAUCCUGGCCAACAGACCCUGAAAUCCGAUGUCGCCCCAGCAGCUGCUUAG